This is a messenger RNA of Pungitius pungitius (ninespine stickleback), 2889 nucleotides long. RefSeq names its product programmed cell death 4a (gene pdcd4a). Gene Ontology annotation, cellular component: nucleus; cytosol. Bases 413 to 1819 code for a protein of 468 amino acids. The transcript has 11 exons. The record is from RefSeq and is a predicted model, not a curated record. NCBI's taxonomy places the organism in Eukaryota, Metazoa, Chordata, Actinopteri, Perciformes, Gasterosteidae. Gene Ontology annotation, biological process: negative regulation of DNA-templated transcription.
CUCCUGCAAAGUUAAAAACAGACUUUGUUUAUCUUGCAGGUUGUUUGCUGAAAUGCUCUGCGACUAGUUAACCUACUUUCCGCUCCACGUCCAACUGUUCCGUUUCCUCGGCUUCAAGCUGAGGUCGAAACCCCGUUGUAUCACUCCUCGGUUCUGUAGCAGCGACUCGCUUUGUUAUCCUAUUAAAUUAAUUGUGUUUUCUGCCACUGAUACCGCGCUGCACGACAAAAAGCAAAAGGGUUCUGGACUCGCGAUUUCCACCGAACAUCUCGUUGUGGAGACGGUCGUCUGCUGCUUUUGGGGCAGAGGGAGCGAUUUGUUGCAGCUGAACCUCGGCAGGAGAAGCUCCCCGUGAGGAUUUCUUCUUCUUUUUUUAUUUUUUUUUAUUUUAAUCGAGCAUUUGGAGAGCGCCAUGGCGACCGAAGUGGAUACGUGGUCCUCCGCUGCCAAAGUCGACGGGGUGUUCUCCUUCGACGAGAACCUGGCGGAGGCCAACCAGCCGUACAGCGUCGACGACGACUUGCUGAACGAGGCGGAGGUGAACGGUAACUGGACCCCUCAGGAGAAGGCCCUCCACGAGGCCCGACUCAAAGCCAAAGCCAAGCGCCGCCUGCGCAAGUCCUCAUCGCGCAACUCCACCAGCGAGUCCUUCUCCGAGUCGGGAGACGUGCCGGGGGGCGACCCGCACAGUCCCAAGGGGAAAGUCAACACCAGUGACCGCAAAUCCAGGACGGGAAAGGGCAGAGGCCUGCCAAAGAAAGGUGGAGCAGGUGGUAAAGGAGUUUGGGGGGCCGCUGGGAUGGUUUAUGAAGAUGAGGAGCCUGAUAUGCGGGACCCCAACUACGAUGAGUCUGCUCAGGGGGACACAGUUUAUGCAACUGUUGUGCCUGAGGUAGAUGAGAAGGAACUGGAAAAAAUGGUCAAGCCAAUAGUACAGGAGUACUUUGAACAUGGAGACACCAAAGAGGUCCAGAUGUUGCUGAAGGGGCUCAACCUGGGCACGCAUAAGUUUGAGUUCUCCUCCCUGGCCGUGUCACUGUCCCUCGAAGGCAAGGCCAGCCACAGAGAGCUGACCUCCCGCCUGCUGUCCGACCUGUCGGGCAAGAUGCUGUCUCAAAGUGAAAUGGCCCGUGCCUUCGACAAGAUCCUCAAAGAGCUGCCGGACCUGAUACUGGACACACCGGAGGCUCCGCAGAUGUUGGGCCAGUUUGUAGCCCGAGCCAUAGCAGACCACAUCCUCCCCAUGUCUUUCCUGGACUGUUACAAGGGCAAAGUGGACUGUGAGCAUGCCAGAGUGGCUUUAGACCGUGCCGAAGUGCUGCUGACCAUGAAGAGGGAGAUGGUUCGUCUGGAUAAUGUGUGGGGUGUGGGUGGAGGCCUGAGACCUGUGAAACAUCUCGUCAAAGAGAUGAACCUCCUGCUGAAGGAGUACCUGAUAUCAGGAGACGUGGCUGAGGCAGAGCACUGUCUGCGGGACCUGGAAGUCCCACACUUCCACCACGAGCUGGUCUACGAGGUGGUAGUGAUGGUGCUGGAGUCAACAGGAGAAACUGCCAGUCACAUGAUGAUAAAGCUGCUGCAGUCCUUUUGGAAAACGGGCCUCAUCACUGUGGAUCAGAUGAACCGGGGUUUCCAGCGCGUCUAUGAUGAGCUCCCGGAAAUUAACCUUGACGUGCCACAUGCCCACUCCAUCAUGGAGACCUUUGUGGACCUUUGCUAUAAGGAGGCCGUCAUCACCAAACAGCUCAGGGAUGCAUGUCCCGCCAGAGGACGUAAGCGCUUCGUGAGUGAGGGGGAUGGAGGCGCGAUCAAGAACUAAUCCACAAGAGGAGGAGGGGCAGGGGGUUGGUGGUGGUGGUGGUGGUGGUGGGGGUGGUGGUGUCUUCAGGUUGUUGCACCCAGAUUUUGCUCCAGCAUGUUUGCCUUUUGAAACCAGGCAUCCUGGCAGUCUUAAGAUUCCUUGUUCGUCUCCAGAUAAUGUUCUCAUUACACAAACCAGCAUUGACGUUUACUGAAAGUAGACCCAAUAGACUGAAGGUGUUCAGUUCCAGUCAUCUUGUUAAUCAACGUUUUUGUCAACAACAACAAAAAAAUCGAAGAAAUUUCUUUAUUUUGACGAUUUCCUCAUUCGUCGUACCCGUUUAACAAGAGUAGUGUGCGUGAGAGCUGCAGGAAGACGGAGAGAAGAAUGUUGGUGUUCGGGCUUUGCUUCAGCUGUUGCCAUGUUUCUAUGUCUUUCCAUGUCAAGUGUUAGAAAUUAAAAAAGCACUUGAGAGACAACUGCUACUGUACAGUCAGUGAGCACUUGGUAGUUUUCUUUUCUCUUUUUUCAAGGACAUUGAGCUUUGUACCUUCUGGUUCUAUGAAGUCUUCAUGAAACAGUAUAUUUUUCUUUUGCCUUUUCGGUCCUCGAGACCAAAUGUCAAUUUUUAUCAAGCAAGACAUGUUCGGGCGGUUAUUUAAAAAUUGCAUCAGGGCAAAUAUACUUUGAAGGCUCUUUUCUCUUAAAAAUAAAUAUUAAAUUAAUAAUAAUUUGGGGUUAACGUGAGUUUGAACAAAAGCUUGAACAAGCACUAUUUUGAGCAUUCUGACGUUGCUUGCAUUAAAUAGAUCUACAGCUCACUUGGUCAGAAAUGGAUUCCGGAUAGGUGACCUUAUGAUAUAAAGCCAAACCUAGAGAGCAGAACAUCUGGGAAUUGUCUUUAAAUUAUUUGACCUGUCUGAUAUGUCUGUGAAACGGCGAUCUCUGCUUAUCUUGGAAGACUGUAUGUUAACGCAUAUUCAUUUAUGCACAUUAUGUUCUGGCACUGUUUGUAACAGUUUCUCAUGUUGACGAAAGUAAAUGUGGCUAAGAAAUAUAUUUCAUUCAUUAAAAAGCAACAAACUUAA